UCAUGAUAGCUUGCGAAUGAUAUUCAAGCGAAAUAGAACUCAUCAACCAUUAUUGAUCGGCAAAAUCGACCCAUUUAAGACAACGUGUGUUUUGUCAUCUGUUCCAGGUAGUGGAACUACAUGGAACCGCCUGAAAAGCGACCCAAGACGAUGAACGGGGCCGAAGGGAAGGAAUCUAGCUUGGAUUUCUCGCAUUUGGGUCGAUUCCAAAUGACUCGAGUGCUGAAUGAGGAUUCGGAAUCCAAGUCCGUUUGCCUGGAAGGCUUGGUGGACGGGAAAAAGGCCGUUUUGAUCCUAAAUAAAUUACCCUUUAGUGCCGAAACAUUGGACCGAUUGGUCUCGAAAUCGGCCGAGUGUCGGGAAGAGAUGCGGAAUGACAUUUAUGGGAAAUAUGCGUGUCUCUUGGAUCCGGAAUUGAAUCAUGUCAAGGCCAAUUUGAUCUGUCCCGCCACCGAGAAACACAUCAAGAAAUACGAGUCCUCACCCCGUCACAUAAUCUAUGAAACCCCUGCUAUGUACAAGGCCUUAACCAGUCCCUUCUUGGAAACUGAAAAGUUCAGCAUUGAGUGGGUAUAUAACUUCUUGAGUAAAAAAGCCGAGGCUGACACGAUUGUCUACGAGGAUCCGGAUCCAGAGACUGGAUUCAUCAUGGGUCCGGAUUACAAAUGGAACGGCAAACAAAUGGAGGAUCUCUACGUGCUCGGGAUUGUCCAUAGCCGAAAACUCAAAUCCCUCCGAACACUCAAUCAAUCCCAUUUGCCAUUGCUCAAGAAAUUAUGGCUGGACGGCACAAAAGCCAUUCACGAUAAAUACAAAGUGGAACCCUCUCAAAUACGAGCCUAUUUGCAUUAUCAGCCUUCGUAUUACCACCUUCAUGUGCAUUUCACUCACGUUCAGUAUCACGCUCCAGGUAUUAACGCCGAGAAGAGCCAUCUUUUGCCCACGGUGAUCUACAAUAUUGAGCGACAGGCUGACUUCUAUCAACGAGCUAUCUUACCCUUUGUGGUGAAGGAAAGUGAAAAUAUCUUCCAGUACUAUAGAAAAGCGGGGUACAACUUUAAGAGUCCUCAAAUGAAUCCUAUCUCGAUUGGAACUCGUGUGGAAGAUCCUCUGAAGGCGGCCUCCAGUCCCCAAGGCGUGACUGGGUUGUUCCAAUUUUUCAAAGCCUUGGGCAAGGCCAAACACGAACCUUGUGGAGAGCAUUGGAACGUGACCUUUGGAGAGUCAGCCUGGCGUUUGGCCAUCAUGGCCAUGUGCGUGUCACCCAAACUCGACCGGAAAAGGCUCAUCCAAUGCGCUUUGACCUCAGCAUUCACUAGUUUAGGAAGUCACACGGAUGACGGUUCCGUGUGGGCAACCAAGUUGCGUGAGGUACGUGGGAUCCUCUUUGAAUCGAUGUCCUUAUCGAAGGCUUGUGAACUUUUUGAUCACUAUGAGACCCACGUGAGUGCUAGACGGGGACUUCCGCCAAAUUCCGACGAGGAACGGAUUUACCGAAAUCUGCUCGAGUUUGAAGAGGCUCUUUUGCUCUGGGAAGAGUUGAAGAAAGAAGGCGAGAACCCCCCUAUCCAAGAUCUUUUGAAGAGGAUGUGUCACGCCAAGUUCCCCGGUCACGAAAAAUAUGAAAUGUUCAAAGAUGGAACCGAGCUUCAAAACCUUUUGUACUUCUUCCUCCAAAUAUCAUGUUUGAGCUCAUUGAAGCGCACGGGCUGGGUGAACAUGAAGGUUCGCGACCCCGAAAGAGUGGCCGGUCACAUGUUUCGAAUGGGUAUGAUGGCCAUGAUACUGGAGGAUCAGAAGUCCGAGGCCAUUUUAGGCGGAUCCGCCAUAAUCUUAUCCAUUGUCCAUGACAUUGCGGAAUGCAUUGUGGGCGAUAUCACGCCUCAUGAUCCCGUCACGCCCGAAGAAAAGCAUGAUAAAGAAAUGGCGGCGAUGAAAACCUUGGUGGAGAAACUGCCGGGUCCACUGGCUAAAGAUUUAUAUGAUGCUUUCUCGCGAUACGAGUUCCAACCCGAGAACGACAGAUCGGCAAUAAUGACCAAAGACUUGGACAAGUUUGACAUGAUCCUUCAGGCAAUGGAGUAUGAAGAGCAAGCUCCUUCCAGAGGGGCAUUUCUAGAGGAUUUCUUUAACUCGACGAAAGGGGUGUUUCAAACUGAGAGAAUUAAAACCCUGGACAAAGAACUUCGAGACUACAGGGCCAAGUUUCAUGAGGCCAAAUGAAAUGAAGUAUCUACUAUUGAAUGUUGUUUGUCCACACUAGACUGUGACUUUUUUGUGACAUAAAGUGUUGUGUGGCAAAAUA
This is a messenger RNA of Tigriopus californicus, 2305 nucleotides long. RefSeq lists its product as uncharacterized. The record is from RefSeq and is a predicted model, not a curated record. Gene Ontology annotation, cellular component: nucleus; P-body. Gene Ontology annotation, biological process: deadenylation-dependent decapping of nuclear-transcribed mRNA. Gene Ontology annotation, molecular function: RNA 7-methylguanosine cap binding; hydrolase activity. The transcript is spliced from 8 exons. Lineage: Eukaryota; Metazoa; Arthropoda; Copepoda; Harpacticoida; Harpacticidae. The coding region runs from base 121 to 2223 and encodes 700 amino acids.